CCAAUAAUUAUCAUAUAAAACAAAUAAAAAACUUAUAGUAGUCAUUUAACCAUUUACCAUAUUUAAAACAUCUCGUUCCCGCCUAGAAGAAUACUUGACAUCACUUGCUUAGUUAGGAUCUCUCUUUAUCCUUUCCUUAAAGAACCCCUAUUUAUUAUAACUUAUAACCCCAACCAGCAACUAAUAAACACAUCCUUCUUUUCUUGCCCCUUCUUGUCUCUCUCCUAACCCUAGCUCUCCCGGCCCCUAUCUUCUCUCUCGAUCUCUCUCAUGUGGGCGCCAUGGUUAAAAUCACCAAGCAGGGUCCGCACCACAUCAAAGCCACGCCCACUAAAUUUCUCUUGCUCAUCCUUCAAAGACAUCCAAACCCUCUGUGACGAAGAAUCCAAACCCGAACCCGAACCCAAAUCCCCAAAGUCGCCCUCCAUUUUCCACCGGGUCCGGGUCUCCGCCUCAGUCCUCCGCGCAUGGGCCCGCCGCAAUGCAACUCCGCCACCAUCCCCUUCCCACUCAUCACAACCGUCCAUCACACUCCCCGGCGCUGAUCAGCGCAUCGUGCUCUACUUCACGAGCCUCCGCGUCAUACGCAAGACCUUCGAGGACUGCAGAGCCGCCAGAUCGAUUCUCCGAGGCUUCCGCAUCCCGAUGGACGAACGAGAUGUAUCGAUGGACGGCCAGUUCUUAGACGAGCUGCAGGAGAUCAUAGGGUGUAAGAAUUUUAGCCUACCAAUAGUUUUCAUUGGUGGGAGAUACAUUGGUGGGGCCGAGGAGAUCAGACAGCUGCAUGAGAGUGGGGAGUUGAAGAAAUUGAUAGCGCGGUUGCCGGUGGUCGACCCGAAUGCAUGUGAUCUAUGUGGAGGACUUAGAUUCAUUGUAUGUGAACGGUGUGAUGGGAGCCACAAGUUGUACAUAGAGAAAAUCGGGUUCAGGAGCUGCACGGUCUGCAAUGUGAACGGUCUGAUCAGGUGUCCUUCUUGUUCUUCCGUGCUCCAGCGCACCCCCAAGAAAUAAAUAAGCUUCUUUUGGUGUUUUUAAGCAAUAGAGUUGCUUACUGUUAUGUUAAAUUAGACAUCACGGGAGCUAACUGUAUCUAAACUAAUAUUAAUGGACAGCUCAUUUCGCUACAGACAAUAUUAUGCUUUUAUAUGUAGUCGGCAAAUGUGAUUUGUAAUUGUAUGUCCAGUUGGAAAUAGUUGUCAUCUUCAUGAUUUCAAGAUCAAUUGAAGAUGUU
Messenger RNA from Corylus avellana, 1231 nucleotides. RefSeq lists its product as uncharacterized. NCBI's taxonomy places the organism in Eukaryota, Viridiplantae, Streptophyta, Magnoliopsida, Fagales, Betulaceae. The record is from RefSeq and is a predicted model, not a curated record.